This is a messenger RNA of Effrenium voratum, 4716 nucleotides long. The record is from the annotation of a GenBank genome assembly. Lineage: Eukaryota; Dinophyceae; Suessiales; Symbiodiniaceae.
AUGUGUGAUUUGGAGUAUGAUGAAGACAUCGCCAACAAGGUGGUAAAUGCGCUUUCCGGGUACAGGCGCAAAGGUCUCAUGGAAGUUUCCGGGGAGAAUUUGCGUAAAGCGCUAGCCAAUGAGUUUUCCGCCAGUGCUGACUGUAUUGCCAUAGCCCAGAGCCUUUACAACCGCAUUCAGAAGGGCAUCGCCCAACCACAACCCGUUCAGAGCGAUGUUCCCGAGAAUGUCAAGGCCUUCGCGCGAGCUUUGGAUGAUGCAGAGCUGGAAGGGCAAAUUCUCAGAACGGAAACGGGCAGUUUCAAGUUAGAACAGGACUCUGAAAUUUGGGACGAAAAGCAGUUCUACGUGCGGGACUGCUACAAAGAGAUUCCCGACAUCAUGACCUUGAAGUCGAUCCCUCAAAACGCUUUGUAUAUCAUGGAUGCUGACAUUGAUGUGGAGCAUGGGGUCUUUUGCCAGUCUUUGUGGAUUACCUCUGCGCGGAGGCCGGAGACAGCGGCUUUCAACACCGAGCAUUUCAAGAAGGCUAAGAACUGUGUUGGACAAUUCUUUAUGCCACCAUGGACGUUGAAGGAGAUCUUGAGUGAAGCUCUACACAACCUGAAUAAGGAGGUUGUCGAGGAACGCUUCGGCAUCUUUGGUGGCACUGCGAGGCUUGUUUUGCGAAGGGAUGAAGAAGCGGCAUUCAAUGACAAGGCCGAGCUGGUUGAGGCAGUGCAGUCCGGAGAUGCCCUGCAAUGUCUGAAAGUAUCGUCUGACAUGAAAGUCAUAAGCCAGAUGACGCAUUUGCUGGUGAAGAUGCACCCACAGCGGAAUUUUAGCUGGCUUGAUGUGCAGUUGUCGUCUCCCUAUGUUCGGCAAGAGCUGGUGAAGCGAAACAGAGCAAAACGAGCCCAAGCUCUUUGGGAUCGUAUUGAUGAUGGGAUGAUUACGGGCAUCGGUUUUGCAUUGUUUGAGGAAGAGUUCCGCCAGUUCAUGCAGGACAAGUCCAUCGGCAAGUUCAAGCUCCGAGACAGAUGCUUGACAGCUGACGGGAAGGGGUCUGAUACAACACAGGAACUCCAAGGUGGUCUUGAAGGAGUGCUGAUUUCGGGCAAUCCCGCAGCAGACAUCAAGGAUGGCGAAUACUACCAGCCGCAGAGCAAAAACUUUCCUGCCUUUGACUCAUGGACCUCACAGGGCGUUUUUCAGCUGACGAUUGCCGAUACACAUGACAUCACCCAGAAUGACGGUGGCAAGGCAAUGGACGUGAAGAAGACGCAUGCGUAUAAGAUUGUGGAUGCACUUUGCAAGAAGCAUGACAGCAAAGCCAAAUUCUUCUUUGUCGUUCCGCAGUUUCAGUUUGAUAAGUGGAAGACUGUGCAGACAGUGAAACAGCCAGAGAUGGCUGAGAAGAUUGAAACCUUCCGAAGUGAAGUGGAGCAGGGCUGCGUCAUCCUGGUGAAAAACAUACCCUUGGGCCUGGAUUCUCGGGACAUCCGGGACGCCUUCCAAUCAGCGACAGGCGUGGUGACCAGCUGUAAGCUCAGUCACGAUGGCACCGCCAGGAUAUCCUUCGACAGGCCAGAAGAUGCCAAGAAGGCAGUGGCCACUUUUGACCAGGGUGAGCUGAACGAAGGGGACGAAGGCUUCGAGUUUCAAGCGGGGCGGGAAUUGCCUCCAAUAAGGAUCUCCCUGGUGGCUGUGCCUGUGCUCCUGGCUUGCCUGUGCCGUCCAGCGGCUGAGCGGCUCCAUUCCAUCCCCCAACUGCCUGACUGCUCGGGCGGGGUGGUUCACCUGGACGGGACCUACAGGACUACGGCGGUGGUUGAGUACACGGAGGACUGUGUGCUGAAGGGCGCACCUGGCUCUGAGGUGCAUGUUCAGGGCGAGAUCCACUUCCUCAAGAAUGCGCGGCUAGAGGGCUCCAUAAUCUUCCGGAGGGCACGUGAUGCUUCCGAAGGCCACAGGUGUGUGGAUGUGGAGGGCUCCUUGGAAUUCGUGAAUCCUGAUAUCGAAUUCCUGAAUUGUGGGAGCAAGGAGACAGAUGACGGUGGUGCCCUGUAUGUGGAGGGGCCAAUGAACAUUAGCAACGGCAGCGUGACAUUCCGCAACGGGACUGCAAAGUGGGGAGGGUGCCUCGCUGUUGUCAAGGAUAUCACCAUGGAGGGGGGCGAAGUCGUGUUCGAGGACUGUCAUGCUACACAUGCAGGGGGCGGUGCAUGGUUGCACAACAACCUCCUCCAGCUGGGUGGCCACAUACGAUUUCAUAACUGCAGCGCACAGUACGGAGGCGGCUUGACGGUCACAACCGGCUCCAUUCGCCAGCUCUAUGGGAACAUGUCGUUGCAUAGCUGCGUUUCUCAUCUUGGCCGCGGCGGUGGCAUCUACGUCGAGGAGCAAUUUCUAGAGCAGCGCGGCCGUUUGGAGGUGACAAAUUGCGGCAGCCUGGGCUUCGGAGAUGGUGGGGCUGUCCGGGCGGAGGCUUAUAUGGGCUACGGGGAGGCACGUUUUGAAGGGUGCUUUGCGGAUCAUGGGGGCGCCAUGAGCCUGGAAGAGUUGAGGCACCACAAAGGCAACAUGAGCUUUGUCAAUUGCCGGGCUGCAAGCGCGGGCGGCGCAGUCCACACCUUCCGCUUGCGCCAAGAAAGCGACCUCACGGAGUGCACGUCUUCUUGGCGGCGACAUCGUGACCGCAGAGCCAGGAACCGUUGCAUUUUGUUCAAAAAAAUGAAGAGCUUGGCGAGGAUGUCUUUUGCUUCGUGUUCAGCUCCUCGUGGGGGAGCAGUGAAUGUUUACAGCCUUCGCCAAAAAGGCCGGAUGAGCUUCCAGGAGUGUCGCGCCGAGACAGGCGGCGCAGUUGACAUGACGGGCACCCACUUUGGCAAGGUCAGCCUGAAGCAGCUCAACCGCCCUGUGUUUCGCGGCGGUGGCGGGGUGGACUUCCACGGAUGCACUGCGAACACUGGAGGUGCUCUCCACUCGCCUGGAGACGUGCUACUGAAAAGGGGUGCUGUGUACACCUUCCGCGACUUGUUUGCUGCUGCAAAUGGGGGCGCUAUGGUUGCCAGAACUUUGAGGUCAGCGGCGCAGGCGCAGUUUGUUAACGUGACCUCGAAGACGGGGAACACCAUUGCGACCAGCCGAGAUUUGUGGAUGGACCACACCACCUUCAUCAACUGCACAGGCCCGCAGCUCUCUGCAACCGGCCACCUUCGGCUCAGGAACUGCUCCUUUGUGGGCCUGCAGGAGACACUUUGCCUGGCCGGGAGCCUGCGGCUGACGAACGUCACCUGCAACAGCGGCCUCGCUGGCUCUGUGGGGCCCAUGUCAGCCAGCUGUGCGCCCUGCGACUUCAAAAGUGUUCAGGUGUUUGGGAAGGCGUUGCUGGACAACCGCCACGCUGGGCCCCAAUGCGUCCAAGUGCCUGAUGCCACAGCGGAGGUGGGGCUCAACUAUUUGCGGCUGGAGAGAGGCAGCAUGGUGGAGCCGGCCAACAUCAGCCGCAGCUUUCGGUGCCCCUUCCGAAUGGCGUGCGUCGGCGGGGAGGUGACGACGGAGAAGUUUGGGGCCAUGUGCCGCACGGGGUACCAGGGCCGGGGCUGCGCGCAGUGUAGCGAGACCCACGCCCAGUCAGACAUGAGCCCGCUGGAGUGUGUUCGAUGCGCAGACUCUCCCACCCACCAGCGCUUUCAACUGCUGCACUUUUUGAUGCCAGACCUCGUUGUGUUCGCCUUGUCCGCGUCUGGGGUGACAUCGGCAACUGGCAGACAGAAGGAAAGCACGGUGCUGAUCAAUCAGUUCAUGUCCUACGUGCUGGUGGCUGGCUCAGUGCUUCAGGCGGUUCGGAGCACCGACACCUUCAAGCUCUGCCUUGGCCAUGUGGAGCCGUUGAUGGAGGCCCUGUUCAGCGUGGUGGAGCUUGGGGAGGGCUCCACCGGGGAGAUUUCCGCCGAUUGCAUGCUGCGGGCCCUGGGCUUGCCCUCCAGUUGGCAGGCCCGGACCCUGCUGACGCUCUCGAUGCCGGUCUGCGCGGUCUUGCUGCUCAUGGUGGUUCGUGGCCUGCGAGUGGCGGCGGUGGUGGGCGUGAACUGCUUUCUGGUGAAGUUCUGCGUCUGCUUUGGCCGGUACCUGGUGUGCUACCGCCUCGAGCCGGAGCAAGUGGGGGGCAUGGUGAUUUGUGAGGCGCGUCUCACCCCGAUGUCCUUCACCACGCUCCUCGGCGUCAUUGCGCUGGUGGUGCUCGCAGCCCCGGCCUCCUGGUGCAUGCUGCUCCAAAAUGAGGCGAACAGCCAGGACGCCUUCUACUUGUACUUGACCGCGUCUUAUCGGGAGGAGGUGAAGAUGUGGGAAGUCACGCGCUUGGCGCGCAAGACCUUGCUGGCUCUGAGCUGCGCUGCCUUCCCAAUCAUGGUGCACCCCUUGACGCAGAUCACCUGCAUCAGCGUGGUGCUGCUGGUGGCGUUUGCCCUGGAGUCCCACUUCUCCCCCUACAAGGCACAGAGUUGGAACCUCCUGGAGAAGUUCCUUCUGCUCAGUGCCAUGGCCACGGUCGACGUCACCGCCUUCUUUUUAGCCAAUGAGGGGAACUGGUCGGCCACGCAGAAAGGGCAGGGCGCGCUGCUCUUUGUCAUCCUGGGGAUGACCAUGGUGCCUUUGUACUUUCAGGUGUCGCUAAUUCUGAGGCAGCUCUUGAAGGAGCGGGGAAUGCGCAAGCAGGCGGCGCCGGCAUGA